Molecule: messenger RNA, 1398 nt
Organism: Oreochromis niloticus (Nile tilapia)
Lineage: Eukaryota; Metazoa; Chordata; Actinopteri; Cichliformes; Cichlidae
Exons: 5
Coding region: 220-1263 (347 amino acids)
Biological process (GO): cell surface receptor signaling pathway; positive regulation of T cell proliferation; negative regulation of T cell proliferation
Cellular component (GO): external side of plasma membrane
Source: RefSeq, a predicted model, not a curated record
CGAGGAGCAUGUGGACGACCUGUGUCGACAUAUUGUCACAGUUAUUUCCAAAUGACAGAACUGGAGGAAAGAUUUUAAAUAGGUCAUAAUUAAAGACCUAGUGCCUGAGGAUAAAAUAAAUAUUUUCUGGGUUUUUACAGCAGUUUUGGAGUGCAGCAGAAUAGACCAACUGGAACACAGCCAGAUCAGCCAAAUAAACUUACACAAAUCAGGGAGAAGAUGAUCUGCAGGAUCCUGCUGCUCAUCAUCCUCACCUCAUGUGUCUCUGGAUCAUUUAUAGUAAAUGUGACACAGACCUCCUAUCAGGCAGAGGAGAACCACAACAUCACACUGGAGUGGACGUUCACAACCAAACCUGACCCCAAAUACAUUUUUAUCAACUGUGACCAGAAAAGUAGUGGCAAAGUCCAUGAAAUUUUCAGUAACAAAAUCCAGUAUCAUAUACGUGAUGUUGUUGAGGUGUCAGUGUCUCAAGAUGAAAGGUUUUUAGGACGCGUCCAGAGUGACAAAGAUGCCCUCAGAGAAGGACGAAUUAAACUUCAACUGUCCAGACUCAGGACUGAGGACUCGGGCAUGUACACGUGUCGUGUGAAAACAGAUUAUGGAUCUGGCUCUGCCAGCAGUGAACUCGAGGUCACUAAAUCAUUUGUAGUGAAUGUGACACAGACCUUCUAUCGGGCAGAGGAGAACCACAACAUCACACUGGAGUGGACGUUCACCACCACACCUUACAUCUCCUGGAGCUACCUUUUUAUUCAAUGUUUUCAAAUGACUGAUAGCGAAAUCUCAGACUUGUAUCAUUUCUAUGAUGGUGUUGAGUUAUCAGUGUCGAAAAAGUUUUCAGGACGAGUCCAGAGUGACAGAGAUGCCAUCAGAGAAGGACGAAUCAGACUUCAACUGUCCACACUCAGGACUAAUGACUCUGGUCUGUACAACUGUACAGUGAGGGUAGAUAAGGGCUCUGGUUUUGCGGGUUGCAGACUCAGUGUUAUUCCCAUUGUUGAAAAUCCUCAAACUCCACAACCAUCUUUAAUUCCACCUCAAGAGAGUAAAGACAGGUCUGGUCGUGUUGGACUGGGAAUGGGAAUAUCAUCGUCUGUAUUGGUUGUUUGUGCUGCUCUUUGUUUUAUUUUGAGAAACAACAAAAAGAGAAAAAACCUGAUGUUAAAUGUCUCAGAGACACAACUGAUCUGCACUAACAUGAAACCUUCUAGAGGACAAACUUUCUAUCAAGAGUUAGUCGAACUUCAAAUAAAUACCUGAGUCACAAAAUCAAUCAAGACUUAUUCAAGUCCUAAACUAAGUUAUGAAAUAAAACCCAAUAAACAGAUGUCAUUAUUUAGUUUUUCACUACAGUGUUAAUGCACUGUAAGUCAGUGAAAAGUUUUGUAUAAAUGC